Molecule: messenger RNA, 1914 nt
Organism: Dothidotthia symphoricarpi CBS 119687
Lineage: Eukaryota; Fungi; Ascomycota; Dothideomycetes; Pleosporales; Dothidotthiaceae
Product: ATP-dependent rRNA helicase-like protein spb4
Exons: 2
Coding region: 1-1914 (637 amino acids)
Cellular component (GO): nucleolus
Molecular function (GO): ATP binding; nucleic acid binding
Source: RefSeq, a predicted model, not a curated record
AUGGCUCCACAGACCAAAGUCGAUCGCUCGUUCAGCGCGUUGACGCCGGCGCUGUCGGAAUGGAUCGUCGACGCCGUCGACGCCAUGGGCUUCGUCAAGACUACGCCAGUCCAGCAUGCUGCCAUCCCAUUGUUCAUGAAAAACUCCGAUGUCGUGGUUGAGGCUGUCACGGGAAGCGGAAAGACUUUAGCGUUUCUGAUACCCAUUGUAGAGCGGCUGUUGCGACUCGACGCUCCCCUAAAGAAGCAUCACGUGGGCGCAAUCAUCAUUUCACCAACCAGGGAACUGGCCACUCAGAUACAUACGGUCCUUGCCUCGCUCCUCAAGUUCCACGCCCCUUCGGCAGCCCUACUUCAGCCGGAUGAUGAAGAUUCUGACAUGGAAGACGUCGAUGCCCCCCCGAAGCCAACCUUCCCUCCGGGAACUCUCAAAGUGGUACCUCAGCUCCUCCUUGGUGGAUCCAUCACUCCAGCUCAGGACCUCAGCGUCUUCCUCAAAAGGUCGGCCAACAUCCUGAUUGGCACGCCUGGGAGACUCCUCCAAUUACUCACGUCUCCCCACGUCCAUUGCCCACAAUCUUCUUUCGAUGCUCUCGUGUUGGACGAAGCGGAUCGUCUGUUGGAUCUCGGCUUCAAGGAAGAUCUGCAAAGAAUUCUCUCCCGCUUGCCUAAGCAACGACGAACGGGCCUGUUCAGCGCCAGUGUGAGCGAGGCCGUCGACCAGCUCAUCCGGGUGGGUCUGCGCAACCCUGUCCGCAUUGCUGUCAAGGUCAAGACAAGAGCAGCGUCCAACGGCAACACGGGAGAAGAAGGCAAGAUUGAAGACAAGCGAACACCAGCUAGUUUGCAGAUGUCAUACCUUGUUACACCUCCCUCGCACAAAAUACCGGCUAUUAGACAAAUUUUGUCCUCUCUAGAACCACAGCCCCAGAAAACCAUCUUUUAUCUUGCGACAUGUUUUGCCGUGGACUACUUCCAGCACAUCUUGCCUGAGGUCUUGGACGGGUAUGCUGUUGUCCCGCUACAUGGAAAGCAUCCAGACAAAGUCCGACGUAAGAAUUUCAACAAGUUUGUCGACAGUGUCACACCAUCCAUCCUCCUCACCACCGACGUUGCCGCGCGCGGUCUCGACAUACCGUCCGUUGAUCUAGUCUUACAGCUAGACCCACCAAGCGACCCAAAAACUUUCAUUCACCGUUGCGGUCGUGCCGGGCGAGCAGGUCGUAAAGGGUUAGCCGUCACGUUUCUCAAUCCAGGCCCCGAAGAAGACUAUAUCGAGUUUCUGCGCGUACGACAAACUCCCAUUACACCUUUAUCAUCUCCCGAUUGCAUCAUUACACCCGAGGAUGCCGAGGCAGUUUCCAAGAAGAUAAGAUGCUUGGUGGCAACAGACAGAGCUAUCUACGACAAAGCGCAACGUGGCUUCGUCUCCUGGGUCCGCGCAUACAGCAAACACACGGCAUCCUCCAUAUUCCGGGUCCCGGACCUUCCGUGGUCGGAGUUGGGUCACGCAUGGGGUCUCCUGCGUUUGCCACGCAUGCCCGAGCUCAAGACUUGGGACGGCGAUAAGAGCCUCGGUGUGGCGAUGGAUUUUGAUACUUUUGCGUACAAAGACAAAGUACGUGAGAAGCAGCGCCUAGCUGAGCUAGAAACGCCCGAGGCGAGAAAAAAGCAUGUCAAGGAAAAGCCGAGGGAGGAAUCGGCGUGGACGGAAAAGAAGGGACUGAAGGCUUACAAGGAUGUGAGGAGGGAGAAGAAGGUGGCGAAACGUGAACAUGAUCGUGUGGCCAAGUUGACAGACGAAGAGCGUAGAGAGGAGGAGAAGCUGCAGGGUAUGAUUGAGCAGAUGCGGAAGAGUGUUGCUGCCAAGGAAAAGCAGGACAUGGAAGACGAGUUUGAGGGAUUUAGCGACUAA